AUGGAGCUGCGCAGAUUCUUCCGCGGUCCUGCGAGCGCCUUCAAGGUGUUCCUGGACGAUGCGUGCGGCAUGCCUUCCAACUGGCGCGAGACAUGGAGCGACUCAAAGCAGUGGGGCCUCUGGGGGAACCAGCACUGGCCCACCAAGUACGGCGCGCAGGGCUUCAUCCCCCAUAUGGUCGACAACUCUCCCUUCGUCACGGCCAACUGGAGCGAAGCAGCUGCGUCAAUCGUCGUGCUGUUCGCACGGCACCAAGCGUCUGGGGUGGCGAUCGGCCAACAGCAGUGCCUGCAGCGCCUCGAGACCCGCUCGCCUGCGUGGCGAGCGACGCGCGGCGCGCGCCAUUUUUUUAUCUUCACCGAUUCGCGAGGACCGUGCUGCCUCGGCGGCCAGUACAAGGACGUGAGCUUCCUUGGGCACCAUAUCAUCGGCCCACAUGCGGAGCCGGUGGGCUUGCGUACCUUCACCCGCAACGGCCUCGCGCCGCCGAUAAGCUGCUACGACGCGCGCAAGGACGUUGGUAUUCCAACGCCCAACAUCCACUUCCCGCGCACGCCCUACGCUGGUCCGCUGCUCGCGCGCACUGCGGCGGCGGCGACGGCUCGAGUGCGCUCAGCACCAUCGCGUAAGCUGCUAAUGUUCUACGCGGGGUGGAACUACGGCGAGCGCAUGGCACUCGUGAAAACGUACCGCAACGACUCUGACCCACGCGUGCUUGUGCGUAGCUCGGUGCCAUCGCGUGAGUACGCGGCGAACAUGCUCGAUGCGCGCUUCUGCCCCGUGUGCGGAGGGUACUCACAGUGGACGCCUCGGCUUGCGGAGGCGUUGCACUACGGCUGUGUGCCGGUCAUCCUGUCGGUGCAUCUCGAGCCUCCGUGGUCCGAGCUGCUCGACUGGAGCACCUUCAGCCUGCGAGUCCACCCGAGCCAGAUCCGAUCGCUCAAGCAGACGUUGCUCCGCGCCGAGCAGGAAAACUACGAGGCGCUGCACCGCGGCGUGCUGCGCGCGCGUGCCGCGCUCGAGUACCACCUUGACGAGUACACCGGUCGCGACAUGCUGCCGCUGCUGCUGUGGCAGAUGCACCGCCGGCUGCUCGAUGGACCGCCGGCAGCGCCUCGCGGCGUGCGCCAAGUGUACAACGAUGUGAGGACGGACCACGACUACAGCGCCGCACUUGCUCAUGCACGCGGCAGGGCGGCGCACGUCGUGGAGGCGCACGCUGAGCUGACGGUGGAGACGGAGGAGGGUAAGCAGCGGUGGCAGUGCUCGACUUACGAUGCCUGCAUGUGUUCGUGUGUCAAGUGGACUGACGAGCUAGACGAUGUGCUGCUGACGGCGAUCGAGAUCGAGGGCAACCGCUCCGUCUCGCCGCUGUGGCGCGCGCGCCGCUCCUCCUUUGAGGAGAGCAAUGCGUGGAUGCAGCUGAUGCGCCAAGUGCGCUCGACUGCUGGCAAUCAGGGCAGGCGGCACCGUCUCACGGACGGCAUCGGCGCAUCGCCGAACCUCGCUCUCGCCAUCCGCCGCCAUGCGUACCAUCUUCUCAGCCAGACGGGACGAGCCGCGCUCCCCUCGACACGGCUUCGUGACGUCUCCGCGCGCAUCGCAGCCGUCGCGGAAGAGGUGCCGGCGGCAGAUGGCACCGAUCGGACCAGCAGGCGGCGGGUGGCAGGCCCUGAGUGA
Emiliania huxleyi CCMP1516 is the source of this 1680-nucleotide messenger RNA. RefSeq lists its product as hypothetical. The record is from RefSeq and is a predicted model, not a curated record. Bases 1 to 1680 code for a protein of 559 amino acids. The transcript has a single exon. NCBI's taxonomy places the organism in Eukaryota, Haptophyta, Isochrysidales, Noelaerhabdaceae. Gene Ontology annotation, molecular function: glycosyltransferase activity.